GAGAGUCCAGAGGGUUGGGUCCGUUAAGGGAGCAUAAAACUCCCCCCCUCAUGGAGUGGGAAAUGCAGAGCAUCGCGGGGCAAAGCCAGAGACGGGCUGCUUUUCUGGUUAUGGACGGUGUUCUCAGGGAAAGCCGUGAGGGGAUGGAGGCAGAGGGUGAAGCGGAGGAGGGGGCGUCCUCGCGUGAAAUGGGGGGAGACCCAGGAAGCCAGGAUUCAGCUGCAAAUUAUAUGCUACUGAGCUCCACAAGGCCGAAAUGGCUCUCCAGCCCAAAAGUGCACUUGCUGCACAAGCCGUAAUGAACAUCAGCAAAGCAGAGGAAGUCCGAAAAGAGACAGAACUGAUAAUGAAGCCCCAUGCGAACUGGGAGGAGUACCUGAUGCCUGGGCCCAUCUCCAUUGCCAUCUUAGGAGAGCUGGCUUGCAUUGCUGCAAGAGAAGGAGACUUUGCCAUCAAUCUUGCCCCACCCCAGGGAGGCUACAAAUAUAUCAGGUAUCCGGACUCCUUCCAGGCUUCCCUGAUGCAGGUGAGCAACAGUGGUUGGCAUGCCUUCAGCACUGCCCACAAGAAUAUGGACGGCAUCCGGCUCCUUUCUAUGAGUGUCCCUGAGCAAAUCAAGAUGGUCAUCAAGACCUUAUUCCAGGAUGACCUUACCUUGAUAGAUGCCUUACUCCCUGGACAACUGUCCAGCCUGAAAUCGAUUGCAGACGAAUGUUCUUCUUUAGCUAAGGCAGUUGACAAUAAGUUCCAUGAUGUCAUGUCUCUGAUUGAGGAACUCUUGGAGGUGUGUACAAGUUCCAAAUCGCAGUACGAAAAAGGGCUGGCAGAAACCAGACGUGCCUUAGAAGACCUGAGACUAAGAAAGGAAGCAGCUGAAGAUGCCAAGGUGAAAGCAGAGGAAUAUUACAAGGAAAUAAAGAACAAAGUGACUGAAACAUUUGACGAUUAUAGAAAAGCGAUCGAUAGCAUCCCUACCGGCUGGAAUGCUGCAAUUCUGGAAUUCACUUCAACUAUACGAGAAACCUUGACGGUGCCGAUUGCCACUCUGACAUCCUUUCUCAGCUUUAAGGAAAAUAUGUUGCCUAGUCCAAUCCACUUCAGAAGUGAGGAAGACUGUGGAAGUGAGGAUGACUUUAUAGCCAUGAACAAUAUCUGUGCCCUGUCACCUCGAAUGUUGCCAUUGGUGAACGCUCUUAAAACUGUGGUGGAUGACGAAGGUAACAUUGACAUGGAUCUCCUCUACAAUAAAAAACACAAUGAAAUCACAGCCAUAUGGACCAAAAAUAAAUCUCAGCAGCUGUUAGAAAAAAUUAAAAAAGAAAGAAAGUGCAGCAUGAAAAAAUUGGCAGUGAAAAUAUGUAAUUACAUAAUAGAAAUUUCCAAUAUAUUAAUUGAAGUAGUAGAGUCAGGGAACAUAAACAAGAAGAAACUGUUAAAGAAAAUGGAUGUUCUCUCAGAUGAUAUCAUUACUUUCGAUAGCAGAAGCAAAUCCUGUCACCGCACAUCCCCUUUUGGUCCCAUGGCGCCAAAUAUGGCCAAAUCCCAGAAAAAAGUUCAAGAAGAGUCGACGUCGGCAGUGAAAAACAGUGUUUUGAAAAUAGAGCAAACUAAAGAAAUACUGAAGAUAAGCCAAGAAGAAUACCAGAAAAGUUUCGACAACUUUAAGCAGCAGAAUAACGAUUUGCUGGAUGUACUCAAUGAAAUGAGGAAUUGUGAAAAAAAGGAGAUUGAUUUUGAAAAAGCCAAACAGAUGCUGAUCAAAGGCCUGGAUGCCAUGGGAAGAGUGAAGGAGCAGUGGGAGAAAAUGGUGCGUUUCUUCCAGAUGAUCUCCAACCUCAUGGACUCCUGUCUCAAUAAAAGCCUAACAGACUUUGUGAAAUCUGCUGAAAAUCUUCCCCAAAUUCCAAAUUACUCCCACAGAGACUUCGUCGUAGAUAUGAUCUAUAAGCAAGCCUUCAACGCCUCUAACAUAGCUCACCUGGUGCACAUGAUAUCCGAUACCUACACUGAGGUUUCUUCAAAGUACCUGAUGGAUCAAGUGGGCAGCCUGAGUAGGCUGAUUUCCAUGGACCCUUCCGAUCCCAAAUUCCAAGUGGAGCGUCUCAAACUAGCAGACGGCUGUGACAGUGCCCGACAAGCCAUAGGGGACCUGGUCGUUAAGCAAAAGAAAGAAUUCGAAAAUAAUAUCCAUGCCAGAGUGGCAAAAAUCAACUCUGAGCUGAAGGCUGUCUUGCCGGAAGUGCCCGAAGCAGAGAGAAAAGCUAUUGAACAUAAUGUGCAAAAAGGAAUGAGGGAAAUCACCCAGGAUGAAGCUGAUCAAUUUAUGUAGGAUUGUCUUUUAACCCGUGAGGGAAAUGGAGGCUGCCUAGGCUCUUCUCUAUUGUUGUAUUUCCCUCAGAGUAAUAGAACAUAAAUUGGGCCAUUCGGUCAUCUUGUGUUUGGUAAAACUAGAAAACCAAGAAACAGCUAGAGAUGUUGUCUUCAGGAACCGUUCAAAAACCAUGUUCGCUGAUCAUUUCUGAGGUGGAGGCUCAUGUUAGCUUCUACUAAAUGCUUCUAUUUUCAUUUCUUCUUUAUGCAUCAGUUACCUCUUCUCUCAUCUUCUAUCAAUUUGUAUGGACCGAUACCUCUCCCUCUGCCUGCUGAUCUGCUAAAUCUGCUAACUGUUUUGUCUACCCUACCAUUCCUCUCUUUUUGGGCCAUUUCUAGUGGAGGAAAAGCUGAAGUGUGUCUCAUAUGUUUCUCUUUUUACCAUAAUUUGUAAUUAUGGUGUGUCUAUGAUACAGAAAAGGGUUACAGUAUGUAGCGUGAAAUCAAUAUUAAAAAGGUGUCCAAUUUCAUUCAUUGCUAUUAAUUCUGUUGUCAUUGCAGGUUUCCCUCAUUUUGAUCAAGUAUGAAUCAAUCAAUCUCUCUCCCUCCCCCCCCUCUCACACACAUACAUCCAUGUGCACACAUUGGGGGAUGAAUAAAAUGUCUCUAUUUUUCUUCUGGGAUUGGCAAUUUUAGGCCUGUAUUUCUUUGGAGAUGUUUAUCAAUUAACAGAGGGAGCUUGGAGGUCUUCUAGUCCAACCCCCUGCUGGGUCCAACUGCCUGAUCUGUCGUCUCUUACAGAGAUGAUUGCUUGGAUUACUUUGCCCACUGAAAUAUAAGUGAUAAAUAUCUUCCUGGUUUCUUGAGUCCUUGUAACAUCUUUUCAUGUUACUAAUGUCAGUACAGCCCGUGAAUGGUUAGAUUCUAACAGCCGCUCCUAAUCUACUUUCUGCAAAUAAACAUUUAAGAUAGCAAAACUUAAGAACCAGGGUUUUUUAAAAAAAAUUUACUUUUUUUGAGAAGGGAUCCCUUUUCAUCAAAACCAAAUGGUAAAAAUGUACCUUACAGAAAAGAGUGCCAGCUUAGAGAGAUAUUCUUCAAAUACUUUUAAAUGGUAUGUUUC
Molecule: messenger RNA, 3433 nt
Organism: Thamnophis elegans (Western terrestrial garter snake)
Lineage: Eukaryota; Metazoa; Chordata; Lepidosauria; Squamata; Natricidae
Exons: 2
Coding region: 257-2329 (690 amino acids)
Source: RefSeq, a predicted model, not a curated record